CCAGUUACGCGUGACAGGCCGGACGGACAUCCUCCCCUAUGGAGUUCGUGUAUCUGUGUCGCAAGCUCAGCAUCUCCUUCUUCCCCAGCUUUUCCCCUCCCCCUGUUUCUCUCUCUUUCUUUCUCCCAUUUUCCAAAUCCCAAUCCCUGUCUCUCUUCCAUCUUCUUCCAUCCAUCCUAUUGUAGAACAGGGCGGCGGCAUUGUUUUCUUUCUCCAUGGAUUCUCUCCGGCGAUCGUUCAAAUCCCACGGAUCCCACAAGCACUCCUCGUCACGGACCUUUUCCUCCUCCGACCAGGAGCAGCAGCCCAUCCUCUUGAAGGAGCCGCCCGACGACGGCGCCCGCCGGGAUGUCGUCGUCAAUGUGGACGGCACCCGCCGGGAUGUCGUCAUCAAGUUCGACGGCACCAGCCGCGACGUCUCCGACCAACCCUCCUCCAUCCCCACUACAGACAUGAACAACAACAGUAAUAAUAACAGCAAGGUCUGGAGGGAAUCUAGCUACGAAUUCUGGAAGGAACCCGGCGGCGGCCUCGGAUCGCGAGACGGCGGAGGCAGCGGCGCUGGAUUCAGCUUUCCGAACCAGCAGCGGCCGAUGACGGAGAUCAGCGAGGACCCGCCGUCGCGGCUUAUAGGCUCGUUCCUCCGCAAGCAGCAGGCCUCCGGCGUCGAUAUGGCCCUCGACAUGGACCUCGAGAUGGAGGAGCUCAAGAAGUCGUCCUCUAACGGCUCCAAGGACCGCGUCUCCUUCCCGAAGCACACCGCCGACCCCCCCUCCCGCCGCUCCUACCGCUCCCUCUCCUCCUCCGAAGACGACGAUGGCGCCGGCGGUGGCGGCCCCCGCCGCCUCAAGGCCUCCCCCGGACCCACCGCUAGCGAACCCGCCGCCGACGAGGUCCUCCGCUGCACCUCCAACGCCACCUUCGCCCCCUCCUCCACCCUCCUCCGCGUCAAGACCCGCUCCCGCCUCAUGGACCCGCCUCCCCCGGCGGCGGCGCCCCCCGCCGCCGCCGCCGCCGAAGACGACAAGAAGUCCGGCGGGCUCCCUCCGUCCGGCCGGCUCAAGUCCGGCCAGCUCAAGUCCGGCCAGCUUAAGUCCGGCAUCCUCAAGUCCGGCCUCGUCGGCAAGUCCCGGGAGGCCUACGAGGAGGACGAUGAGGACCCCUUCGUCGACGAGGACAUCCCCGACGAGUUCAAGCGCGCAAAAUUCGACUUCCUCACCAUCCUCCAGUGGGUGAGCCUUAUACUCAUCAUCGCCGCCCUCGCCUGCAGCCUCUCCAUCCCCGUCCUCGAGCGGCAGACUGUCUGGAGCCUCCACCUCUGGAAGUGGGAGCUCCUUGUCCUCGUGCUCAUCUGCGGCCGCCUCGUCUCCGGCUGGUUCAUUCGAAUUGUCGUCUUCUUCAUCGAGCGCAACUUCACCCUCCGCAAGCGUGUGCUCUACUUCGUCUACGGCGUCCGGAAAGCGGUGCAGAAUUGCCUCUGGCUAGGCCUCGUCCUCGUCUCCUGGCAGUACUUGCUUGACAAGAAGGUGGAGCGUGAGACGAACACCAAGAUGCUCCCCUAUGUCACCAAGGUGCUCUUCUGCUUCCUAGUUGCUUGUGUCUUUCGCCUUGUCAAGACGCUGCUUGUGAAGGUCCUGGCAUCGUCGUUCCAUGUGAGCACCUACUUCGACCGCAUUCAAGAGGCACUUUUCAAUCAGUAUGUGAUCGAGACGCUCUCCGGGCCGCCGCUUGUGGAGAUCCAGAACGCGCAGUAUGAGGAGGACCGGAUGAUGGCCGAGGUUGAGAAGCUCCAGAAUGCAGGCGCCACUUUACCGAGUGAGCUUCGGGCGGCUGCGAUGCCAAGCAAGAGUGGGCGGGUGAUUGGGAGUGGGGGCAGCAGCCAUGGGAGGAUGCGGAAGAGCAUGCAGAUGGGGAAGAGCAUCAGGGUCUCGGGACCGGUUUCUGGGAAAGAUGCCGGCCGGCAGCAGCAGGAGGAGGGGAUCACAAUUGACCAGCUCCACAAGCUCAACCAGAACAACAUUUCGGCUUGGAAUAUGAAGAGGCUGAUGAGGAUCGUGAGGAAUGGGACGCUAACGACGCUCGACGAGCAUGCAGCACAGGAAGGAGGAAUGGACGAAUCGGCAAUACAGAUACAGAGCGAGUAUGAGGCGAAGGCUGCUGCCAAGAAGAUCUUCAAUAAUGUGGCCAAGCGUGGCGAGAAGUAUAUCUAUUUGGAGGACCUUAUGCGAUUCAUGAGGGAAGAUGAAGCUCAGAAGACAAUGAGCUUUUUUGAAGGAGCUCAAGAAAAACAAAGGGUUAGCAGGAAGUCUCUCAAGAAUUGGGUGAUUAAUGCAUUCAGAGAACGCAGAGCCCUUUCUUUGACACUGAAUGACACGAAAACUGCAGUGAACAAACUCCACCAAAUGGCAAACAUAAUUGUGGGCAUCAUCGUAUUUGCUCUCUGGCUACUUAUUCUGGGCGUUGCAACCACCCAUUUCUUUUAUCUCAUUAGUUCUCAGGUUUUAUUGGCGGUAUUUGUUUUUGGUAACACUUUGAAGACAGUCUUUGAAGCUAUCAUUUUCUUGUUUGUGAUGCACCCCUUUGAUGUUGGUGAUCGUUGUGAAGUGGAUGGUGUCCAGUUGAUUGUUGAGGAGAUGAAUAUAUUGACAACAAUUUUUCUGAGGUAUGACAACCAGAAGAUAAUUUAUCCGAACAGUGUACUGGCUACCAAAUUCAUUGGCAAUUUCUAUCGAAGCCCAGAUAUGGGGGAGGCAAUUGACUUCUGUGUUCAUGUUGCAACUCCGGUGGAGAAACUCGCUAUAAUGAGGGAAAGGAUAAUAGGAUACAUGGUGAACAAGAAGGAACACUGGUACGAUGAUCCUUCAGUUGUUCUCAGGGAUGUGGAUGACAUGAACAGAUUGAGAAUAUCAAUCUGGAUGCGUCAACGCAUGAAUUUUCAGGAUAUGGGGCUCAGGUGGGCAAGGAGAGAGCUUGUGCUUCAGGAGUUGAUCAGAAUCUUGAGAGAACUUGACAUCGAGUACCGGAUGUUGCCUUUUGAUGUGAAUGUCCGAGGCAUGCCUGCUGUUACCUCGACGCGCCUACCAUCCAGUUGGUCGACUUUCAACUGAUCCUGUGACUGAGAUUGUUGAUCUCUGACUUAGAUAUGAUCCAAACAGGGGAAGGAUUACGGCGACCGAAGAGGGGCUUGAGUAGGUGAUGUAUUUCACCACUCUAGCACGCGGCUUUUGCUUCUUGCUUUUCCUUCUCCCGUAAGUUCUGGUAUCACAUGUUUAAUAAGCACUAAAAAAGUCUGUGGAUCAGCCUAUGUACAUGAAGAGCUAUUAAAUAUGAUGAGCUUGUUAUUUGUAAUUGUAGUCUUAGCUGCAACCUCAAGUGUUUAAUGUGUUUAUAAACAUUUUUAUCACUUAUGGUAAUCUCAAUAGUAGCAAACACAACAUAUGAUGUGUUAGUUUUGACAUUGUG
This is a messenger RNA of Phoenix dactylifera (date palm), 3462 nucleotides long. Its product is annotated as mechanosensitive ion channel protein 6-like. The record is from RefSeq and is a predicted model, not a curated record. Gene Ontology annotation, molecular function: mechanosensitive monoatomic ion channel activity. Gene Ontology annotation, biological process: transmembrane transport; monoatomic anion transport. NCBI's taxonomy places the organism in Eukaryota, Viridiplantae, Streptophyta, Magnoliopsida, Arecales, Arecaceae. Gene Ontology annotation, cellular component: plasma membrane.